AUGGCUACUGGAUUACCCAUGGUUGGUGAUUCUAUGGUGAAAGAGGCGCUGAGAAGUCUAUGUCGCAACAAUGGAUGGUCUUACGGUGUUUUCUGGCGUCUUGAUCAGAAAAGUUCUUUAUUGACCUUGCAAGAUUUGUACUUUGAAGAAGUUGAAGAUUUGAUGGUGGAUAUGUUUCAACAAGUUCAUGUACUGGGCCAGGGGGUUGUUGGCCAAGCUGCUUCUACUGACAGGCACAAAUGGAUGUUUUCUGAUUCUCAUCUCGGAAUUGAUCAUUUUGAAUUUAAUAGGCUGUUCCCUGCUGGAAUGAAGACUGUAAUCGUAAUCCCUGUGGAACUGUGUGGUGUGGUUCAGUUUGGCUCCACCCAAAAGCUGGAAGAGAGAUUGGAGUUCAUCAGUCAAACGAAAGAAAUUUUUCAAAGCAUCCAAAUAAUUCAGGGACUUACUUCAUCAUCGGUGGAUGGUCUCUUUUGUCCAAACGUUGACGCUUGGGAUGCAAAUGAGCUAGCUGCUUCUCUAGUUUCAAGUCAGGGCUUCCAUUUUACAACUCCAGAAAUUCAACAUGGUGAUGCUAGGCUUCUUCAAGAUUUAAUGGAAACAGAUUGUUCGUUAGCAAACAUGACAGAUCCAUUUCUUUCCACUCUAGAGUAUCCAAAACUGGAUCCUUUUGUCAUUGCCCAAGGUGAUCGAAAUGGAAAUGAAUCUAAUGUUCAAUCACAGCUGUCGGACAUGUUGUGUGGAGGAUUAAUGGAGCUCUCUGCUUCUCCAUUUCCCCGGAACAGUAUGUGGAGUGAUUCUACCAUUCAAGAUAGCUCAAACUUGUAUGUUGACUUGGCAAACAUCUCAAAACAGUUCUUCAGAAACAGUCACGGUUUUGAUGAAUUGCACCGCCCAUGUGGAGAUCACCUGGAAAGACCUAGCAAACUCUGUACAUUUGAGGAGUUGUCGAAAUUCGACUCUCUGGAUGGUCUACCAAGAAAUGCUGCAGUUGAUGACAUUUUACAGUGUUUUUCUUCCUUGGCAGACCAGAACAAUGCACCCAUGACAGCGACACAAGCUAGCGAGCCAUCAGGUGGAGGAAGUAUGAGCGAGGAUCGUACUAAUAACAUCAUUAUAGACAACCAACCGUCUACCUCAGCCCAAAGCGUAGUCACUAAUGCUCUAAGUUCUACUGGAAAAUUGGAAUCUUUAGAGGCUUUUGACACUGGAAAGCAGUUUCCUUGUUCUGGAAUGGCGGCUGGGUCCAACUCCGCUCAAUGUUCAGAUAGUAUUUUCUUGCCAGUAGAGUUAGGCGGUCACUUUGAUCGCAAAAAAUCCUCCGAUUCAGACUGCUGCAUAUCAGGGCAAUCUGUUGACUCCAAGCUCAGAACCACCUCGGAUACUUUAUUCUCAAAAUUAGGACUUCAUCAGAGACUGGAUGAAUUCUCGAGAGGCACUCAUGUAGCUGCUAGAUCUGAUCCCGCUGAUUGGUUGUCUUAUUCGGCUAAAAGAAGGAAGAUGGGGAGCGAAGUUACUUGUCUUCCUCAUUAUGUUGGGAGUUUGAAGGGAGUGGAGCCUGUAUAUCAUCAUCUAAACAGCUCAAAGAUAUUUGAAUCCAAGGAUAGGGACAUCAUGAGUCUAGAAGCAGUUUCAUGCAUCGCUGAUAGUUGUAGUAUUGGAGCUACAAAAACAGUUUCUUCACCGACGAAGCUUGAGCAACCUGUUAAACCCAUUAAGAAGAAGGCUAAACCUGGGACAAAACCGAGACCGAAAGACAGGCAGCAAAUUCAUGACCGUCUUAUAGAGUUGAGAGAGCUAAUCCCCAAUGGAGAGAAGAUGAGCAUUGAUCGAUUGCUGCACCUCACAAUAAAACACCUGCUUUUCAUGCAAAGUGUCGCGAGAUAUGCUGAAAUGUUACAACAAUCUUCCGAGGAGACAAAGAGAGAAAUCCAUAAAAAUAGUGGUGGCAUUACAUGGGCAUGUGAGGUUGCAGAUCAGAAAAUGAUUUGUCCAUUAAUAGUUGAGGACCUUAGUGUCCCUGGGCAAAUGCUUAUAGAGCUUGACUCGUGUGGAUGCUUAAGUUUUUCCUGCUGCCUUUCUUGGAAAGUCACAACAAACUGGUAUGCCAGAGCAGCGCGCACGAAUGCGGCUUACUUCGCCACAAGGGAUUGCAAAAAUUUGAAGGGCGCCGAUGAUCCAAGGAAAGUUUUCCACUGCCUUAAAGUUGGAAUUGCUCUCAGCAUUGUCUCAUUGUUCUAUUACAUGAGGCCUCUCUAUGAUGGUGUCGGAGGAACCGCCAUGUGGGCUGUCAUGACGGUCGUGGUGGUUUUUGAAUAUACGGUUGGUGCAACAAUUCAAAAAUGCUUGAACAGGGUAAUGGGAACUUGUAUGGCUGGAUUGCUUGCAGUCGGAGUUCACUGGCUGGCAACUAAAUCAGGGAACACGAUUGAGCCGAUUAUCACCGGAACCUCGUUAUUCUUACUUGCUUCGGCGGUGACAUUUUCGAGAUUCAUUCCAGGAGUUAAGAAGAGAUUUGACUAUGGGUUGAUGAUCUUCAUCCUGACAUUUAGCCUGGUAUCGGUGUCGGGUUUCCGGGUUGAGAAGCUGAUAGAUUUGGCAAGGCAGAGGUUAUCAACCAUAAUCAUUGGUACUUCUCUUUGCAUCCUCACAAGCAUGCUGGUUUUCCCUGUUUGGGCUGGUCAAGAUCUCCAUUGUUUGAUUACUCGAAACAUGAAAAAGCUCGCUGAUUCUUUAGAUGGCUGUGUUGCUGAAUUUUUUGGAGAUGAAAGCUUGGAGAAAACAAGCGAUGGAUCAAUUCCAAAUCCAUCAGCCUAUAAAUGUGUAUUAAAUUCCAAGGCCACUGAAGAAGCAAUGGCAAAUUUUGCAAGAUGGGAACCAUCUCAUGGCAGAUUUAGCUUCAAACAUCCUUGGAAACACUAUCUCCAAAUCGGUGCCUCAAUGCGCAAAUGUGCUUACAUCAUCGAAGCCCUUAACAGUUUUGUUAGUAACAAGAACGAGGGUUGUGCAGUGAUGAAAAAACAAGUGAAUGAUGUAUGUGAAAAAGUGAGUUCCAGCGCUACAAAAAUCCUAAGGGAAGUAUCCAUGAACCUGGAAAAGAUGGAGAAAUCCACAAAACUGGAAAUCUCAAUUCAAGAAAUGAACAAUGCAGUACUUGAACUUAAAAACCAACUCGAAUCCUUACCCAAUUUAGUCCUUUCUUCUUCCCCCGAUAAAUCAUCAAAAUCAGAUGAAGGAAAACAGGAUGAAACAAGAUCAUCAGGAGGAACAAUAACAAUGGCAGUUGACAUCAGCAUCCCACUGGUGGAAAUGAUACCAUUGGUCACCUUUGCUUCUUUGCUGAUUGAGAUUCCGAGUAGGGUCGAAGCCAUUGUUGAAGCUGUGGAUGAGCUAGCAAAGAUGGCUGAGUUUAAGCCGCCGAGAAAGCUAGUACUAAAACAAGAGGACACCAUAACAAAUGAAAACAAACGUGAUCAAAUUCAAAGGAAUGCUGCUGCUGCUGAUGAUGAUGAUGAUGAUGAAACAAUGAAGACUCUUCAAAGGGUCUGA
Oldenlandia corymbosa var. corymbosa is the source of this 3546-nucleotide messenger RNA. Lineage: Eukaryota; Viridiplantae; Streptophyta; Magnoliopsida; Gentianales; Rubiaceae. The record is from the annotation of a GenBank genome assembly.